Molecule: messenger RNA, 2919 nt
Organism: Gasterosteus aculeatus aculeatus (three-spined stickleback)
Lineage: Eukaryota; Metazoa; Chordata; Actinopteri; Perciformes; Gasterosteidae
Gene: lrrtm4l2
Product: leucine rich repeat transmembrane neuronal 4 like 2
Cellular component (GO): plasma membrane
Molecular function (GO): protein binding
Source: RefSeq, a predicted model, not a curated record
GGGAGAGAGAGAGAGAGAGAGAGAGAGAGAGAGAGAAAGAGGCUGCACAGAGUGGAGGCUCGAGCGCUCAAAUGGGUUAUUGCGCACACAGCAGGCUGAACUAUAGCAGGGACUCCAACUACGACCCAAGCGAGAGGGCAUCCUGCCACCCCGCUUGGAGCCCUGAUACGGGGCGGCCUGCACCGCUGCGUUUAUUUGGUUUGCCCCUGUAAUUGAAGACUUAAGUGAUGCACGCUACGAGGAUCGACUCUGAUGCUGCGUGAACUGCGAUAGUUCCAUCUGAGAGCAGUUGAAUGUGCUCAUUAUUUCAGAGGAUUACUCCUUCCUUCAGUAACUAUGGGUUCUGUGAUGUUGGACUGGAGGUUAUCAUGUCUUCUUCUGCAGGCAGCUGUUUUGCUGCUGCUCAGCAAGGGGGAGAGGAUGUGCCCCGCGAGUUGUCGCUGCGAAGGCAAGAUUGUUUACUGUGAGUCGGGCAUCUUCCAAGGCAUUCCGGAAAACAUCACCACGGGGUGCCAGGGUCUGUCUCUGCGCUAUAACAGCCUGCUGGUGCUAUUGCCGUACCAGUUCGCUCACCUCAAUCAGCUUAUUUGGCUUUAUUUGGACCACAACUCCAUCACAGACAUCAAUGCAUUAGCCUUCCACGGUGUGCGCAGGCUCAAAGAACUUAUUCUCAGCUCCAACAAGAUAACUUAUCUGCACAACAACACAUUCAGCGCAAUACCGAACCUGCGAAAUCUGGACUUGUCCUAUAAUCAGCUGCGGUCUCUGCAGCCGGGGCAUUUUUAUGGUCUGCGCAAGCUGCAAAAUCUCCACCUCCGAUCGAAUGGGCUGAAUCAGAUCAUCAUUCGUACUUUCCUCGAAUGCCGCAGCCUGGAAUUUCUUGACCUGGGUUACAAUCGGCUGCGGAGCCUCACACGCACAACGUUCUUAGGGCUCUUCAAGUUGAAAGAGCUUCAUUUAGAGCACAAUCAAUUUUCCCGGAUUAAUUUCUUCAUUUUUCCACGCCUUACCAACCUGCAGACUCUUUAUUUGCAAUGGAACCGCAUACGAUCCAUGAGUCAAGGCGUGCCUUGGACCUGGCACAAACUACAGAAAUUGGACCUGUCAGGGAAUGAAAUCCAAAUGUUGGACCCGACAGUUUUCCAGUGUAUGCCAAACCUACAAACGCUCAACCUUGAAUCGAACAAGCUCAGCAGCGUUCCUGUGAAAGCCGUGGCGGCGUGGGCCUCACUGACCACCAUCAGCCUGGCCGGCAACUCCUGGGACUGCAGCCCAAGCAUUUGUCCCCUGAUGGGAUGGCUCCAAAACAUCAGAGACUCUAAGGACAUCAGCAUGAUAUGCAGCAGCCCCAAGUCUGUGCAGGGUGAAAGAGUGGUGGAGGUGGUGAAGAAUCAGCUGACGUGUGUGGACGUAUCCAAUAUUUUCUCAACCACAUCUCUCGUCGCUCUUACUUCCACCCAAAUGGAGAAUAUCACGUUUUACAAUGACCUCACAACCGAUCUAGGCACCGAGUCACCUUUUCAGAGGUUGACCCCUUUGCCCGGCCGUCCUGGUGAGAAACACGGAAAGGCGACAGAGUCCACAAACGUGAGCUCCACAUUAACGGCCAUCUCCCCUGGACCCCCUACCCCGCUUAUCCCACAGCUACACUUUGAACAUAUGGCUUUCCAUAAAAUCGUUGCAGGCAGCGUAGCCCUGUUCCUGUCAGUGGCAUUGAUCCUGCUUGUUAUUUAUGUGUCGUGGAGGCGCUACCCCAACACCAUGAGGCAGCUGCAGCAGCACUCAGUCAACCAUAAGCGCAGGAAAAAAAACAGUAGGCAGGAGCAGGAUCUUAACUCUCAGCUGCAAGAAUACUACCUGAGCUACCAUUCCAACUCAGAGACAAUGGACCCUUUGGUGAAUGAGUCGAGGCCGUGCACGUGCACAAUAUCAGGAUCCAUCGAAUGUGAGGUCUGAGCAGCCAACUCCACCUUACGAGACUUAAAGUGAAGCAGAGGUAAAUGGUCUUUUCCAAAGAUUAAGUGCUUUUAUCUCUAAUGCGAGAUGAUAGAUUCUGCAGCGCUGAAGGAACUGCUUGGGGGCAUAGCACAAUAUGAUUAUGUGCAAAAGAAGAAGACAGCAACGGAGGUAUAUUUGGAGAUGAUUAUCAGCUUGACUGACGCAUAAACAGUGGCCAGGUCAGCUGUGUGCGAUCUGACGUACCGUCUGGACCUCCGAUAAAGAUGAAGUGAGCCUUCUAGAGAGACCAAACUUAUUCUUUCUUAAACUAUAUUGCCAUAUAACUUACGACCAUACAAAGCCACGUUUUACUACAUAGUUUUUUCUUUUUAUUAUGUAGCUCGUAAAGCAUUUAUGAUGUAUUUGUGUGUCUUCAAGUGUCUCUGUGUGGGUGUGUUAUAGCGAUGGUCUGAUACUUUCUUGGUUUACUGACUUCUGGUUGGAAGAGUUACAGUGUUGCACCUUUAUCUCACAAUAUACCGUUUGUUCAGUUAAAUUAUGCUGCUUUUGGCCUAUGAAUGCAACGACUGGACGCGACGCGAAGUGGGGGAGCAAUCAUAGAGAUAUUUUGCAUGAAACAGAUCUCCUUACUACAAGAUGCUCUUCUCAUUAAAUGAUGAGCUAUAAAAAAUGAUAAACUUGCAUUUUGGUUCAAUGUGGUAGAGGCUAAACAAACCUAAACUUUAUUCAAUUCGAAUCUCAGGACGGAUGUUUUCCAAGCUGUGAAAAACGAAAAAUCUGUCAGGUCCGACGAGGGUGUUGACGUGUCAGAAGCAAUGAUGUUGAUUUUCAUAAAGAAUUUUGUAAUGAUUAUUCCUAUCAUUACGAUUAUGAAUUUUUUGUGUAAAGACGUAACAAAAUGGGGACUAACCAUUCUAUGUGAUAAUGACUGUAUAAUUAAAAGAUUCACUUGACAAUUGA